Pangasianodon hypophthalmus (striped catfish) is the source of this 2896-nucleotide messenger RNA. RefSeq names its product TUB bipartite transcription factor (gene tub). NCBI's taxonomy places the organism in Eukaryota, Metazoa, Chordata, Actinopteri, Siluriformes, Pangasiidae. The transcript is spliced from 12 exons. Gene Ontology annotation, cellular component: cilium. Gene Ontology annotation, biological process: protein localization to cilium. The record is from RefSeq and is a predicted model, not a curated record. The coding region runs from base 607 to 2118 and encodes 503 amino acids.
CUUGCACUGGAUGAAAGCAUGAAUAAAUCACGCAACAUGUGUGUGUGUGUGUGUGUGUGUGUGUGAGAGAGAGAGAGAGAGACUGAAGGACAGUUGACAUCAAAGCAGCCAAUCAAGCAGACAGAGAAAGAGACACAGAGAGAGACAUAGAGAGAGAUAUAUACAGAGAAAGAGAGAGCGAGAGACAAAGAGAGAGAGAGAGAUAUUCAGCGCAAUAUACAGAGAAAGAGAGCGAGACAGAGAGAGACAGAUCGAGAAAGAUAUACAGAGAGAGAGAGCAGAAGGAAGCUGCGUAGAAGAGGGGGAGUGUGUGAGACAGAGAGAGUGGUCGAGAGAUAGAGAGAGAGAGAGAAAGAGAGACGGUUAGAGAAGAGAGAGAUCAGCACACACACACACACACUCACACACACACAAUGAGAAGCGCUGAAGCGAGAGCUGCGAUCCGGCUGCAGAACAACAGAGGCUGAAGAUUAGCGUCAGAGCUCUAGGAGAAAUUCAGACAAUGGUCGUCCGUCUCACUCUCCGAAUCCUCCGCUGCCGUGCGUCGCUCUGCCUCAGCGCUCCCCUGCCCCCCUUUCAUCCAGCGACUCCUCGACAGCGUGAGAUAUGAGCUCCAAACACUCGGCGGACUGGAUUCCGUACAGCACCCUGGAUGAUGAGUGCAGUAACCUCCGACAGCAGAAGCUGGACAGACAGCGAGCUCUCCUAGAGCAGAAGCAGAAGAAGAAGCGUCAGGAGCCUCUGAUGGUGCAGUCGAACCUGGACGGUCGCUCUCGGACCCGCAGAACCCGACAGUGUGAGGAGCAGGCGCCGCUCGUCGAGUCCUAUCUCAGCAGCAACAGCAGCACCAUCUACCAUGUACAAGAAGCUGAGCAGGAGGAGGACAAGGCUGUAGCGGAGGUUCAGGUUCCUCGCUCGGCUAAAAAAUCCAAGCCGCUCACGUCGACUCCACAAACGGGCAGCGCCAAGAAGGAGAAAAAGGGCAAACACAAAGGAACUCACGGACCAGCGGCGUUCCAGGACGAGGCCCAGGACCUGAGCAGCCAAAUCCAGAUUCUCACAGUGGGACAUUCCGCUGGACACGACAGCGACACUGAGGUCCAGAGCAAAGCCGCGUCUCAGACUCAGAGCAAGCAGGACCUGCGGGUCACAAUGCUCAAGAAAGGAAUCUCCAGCAGCAUGAAUUUUGAUGAGGAAGAAGAUGAUGAUGAUGAUGAUGAAGUGAGCUCCAGUUCUUCUCAACUCAACAGCAACACCAGACCGGGUUCGGCCACCAGCAAGAAGUCCAGCAAGGAAGCAGCUUCAGCUUCGACUCCGGUGACCAACGAGCCGUCUGUCGAUGUGGGCGAUCUGGAGGAGUUCACCUUGAGGCCGGCGCCGCAGGGCGUGACCAUCAAAUGCAGGAUCACGCGGGAUAAAAAAGGAAUGGACCGGGGCAUGUACCCCACCUACUACCUCCAUCUCGAAAGAGAAGACGGCAAGAAGAUGUUCCUUUUAGCUGGGAGAAAGAGAAAGAAGAGCAAAACAUCCAACUACCUGAUCUCCAUCGACCCCACUGACCUGUCGAGAGGCGGCGAGAGCUUCAUCGGGAAACUCAGGUCGAACCUCAUGGGCACCAAGUUUACAGUUUACGACAGCGGGACGAACCCGGCGAAGAGCACGUCCAGCUUAGAGGCCAGCAACCUGCGUCAGGAGCUAGCAGCUAUCUGCUACGAGACCAACGUGUUGGGGUUUAAAGGCCCUCGGAAGAUGAGCGUCAUUAUCCCGGGAAUGAACAUGGAUCACGAGAGAGUCUGCAUUAGACCACGGAAUGAGCAUGAAACGCUGCUGGCUCGCUGGCAGAACAAGAGCACGGAGAGCGUGAUCGAGCUCCACAACAAGACGCCGGUGUGGAACGAUGACACUCAGUCGUACGUGCUGAACUUCCACGGCAGGGUCACUCAGGCCUCGGUGAAGAAUUUCCAGAUCAUUCACGACAACGACCCGGAUUACAUCGUGAUGCAGUUUGGCCGAGUGGCCGAGGACGUCUUCACUAUGGACUACAACUACCCCAUGUGCGCGCUGCAGGCCUUCGCUAUCGCUCUGUCCAGCUUCGACAGCAAACUGGCCUGCGAGUAACUCUGUGAUCUGAAGACGAGUGGACGUGUGAGAGGACGUCCUGAUUCCCUCAGACGGACUCGGAGACCUGCAGGAGUCCUGAUUUAAUGAAACCCUCUGUGGAGCACACAGGAGCUCAGACUGACCGCACGCCGGACCUGCCAGAGCUCCUCUCUGCUCUUCGGGACGACGGUGCGGGACCAAGCACAAAGCCGACCCGCCUGCACGGCCGUGUGGCUCCUUCUCAUGUUCGAUUUUCAUGUUAAAAUGAAUUAUUGUGUAACUUCAACGCUACGGCACAUGCGUUUGUAUUAGCGGUGAAAUCUCUUCGUCAGUCUCAUCGCUGCAGUUUUCUGAGUAACGCUAACGCUGAACAUGCUAACUUCACCACGAUCACUUCCUAACGAGGCCUAACAUCACUUUAUAUACUCAGUCAUUUUAACAUCUUAAUGUUGGACUUACUCUAAUUUUGUAAAGUAAUACUGAGUGUGUGUGUGUGUGUGUGUGUGUGUGUGUGUGUGUGCGUGUGUGUGAGUGUGUGUGUGUGUGUGUGCGUGCGUGUGUGUGUGCGCGUGUGUGUGUUUAUGACUAACUUCAGCCAUGUAACGUGUCAUUGCAAUGCUUUAUGACAGCUUCAUGCCGUCUGUGUGAAGUGUUUUGUAUUUCUAUUUUAUUUAUGUAUUUAUGGAUCAUUCCUCUCGCUGCUGUGAUUUUAUUCAACACCACAUGAACACUUAACACUCAGCACUCAACACUCAACACUCAGCACUCAACACUCAGCACUCAACACUCAACACUC